AUGGCCUCCACGGCGGCGGCGGCAGCGGCGGCGCCGGUGGUGAUGGUGACGAACGACGACGGCAUCGACGCGCCGGGGCUCCGCUUCCUCGUCGACCAGCUCGUCGCCCAGGGGCGCUACCGCGUCCUCGUCUGCGCGCCCGACACAGACAGGUCGGGCGUUAGCCACUGCAUUACAUGGCGUUCUGCACUUCGCUGUAAACAUGUCAAUAUCAAUGGUGCUACAGCAUUUGGAGUUUCAGGAACUCCCGCUGACUGUGCCUCUUUGGGCAUCUCUGGGAAGCUCUUUGAUGGUUUGGUUCCUGAUUUGGUGCUUAGCGGAAUCAACAUUGGCAAUAAUUGUGGAUUACAUGUUGUAUAUUCUGGAACAGUUGCUGGUGCUAGGGAGGCAUUUAUAUAUGGGAUUCCUGCAUUAUCUAUGUCAUACAAUUGGGUUGCUGGUCAGAGCAGUGUUAAUGACCUCAAAGUGGCUGCAGAGGUUUGUAUCCCUCUGAUAAAUGCUGUCAUGCUCGAGAUCAAGAGUGGAACCUACCCUAAAGGAUCAUUCCUGAAUAUAGAUGUGCCAUCUGAUGCUGCACACCACAAGGGAUACAAAAUUACAAAGCAAGGAAAAUAUAUGGCCAGAAUUGGAUGGGAGCAAACAGUCUACCAAAAGCCUUCCGUAGAAAGUUACCAGACGGCAAGCAUGGUUAUUGACGGUGAAAAGGACAGAGAUAUAGACACUUCAUCGGCGAAUGACCUACUGUUUAAAAGAGUGAUAGUAAAGAGAAGUUAUGAUGAAGAGGAAGGGGAGGACAUGGACUACAAAUCCCUUGCAGAUGGAUAUAUUACUGUUACUCCUUUGGGUGCUCUCUCCCGCGCAGAAGCAGAUGUCAUACCCUACUACAAGGCUUGCUUGUCUCGCAUUUGA
Molecule: messenger RNA, 909 nt
Organism: Triticum turgidum subsp. durum (durum wheat)
Lineage: Eukaryota; Viridiplantae; Streptophyta; Magnoliopsida; Poales; Poaceae
Source: the annotation of a GenBank genome assembly